Messenger RNA from Patella vulgata (common limpet), 1588 nucleotides. RefSeq names its product multiple epidermal growth factor-like domains protein 10. Gene Ontology annotation, molecular function: scavenger receptor activity. The record is from RefSeq and is a predicted model, not a curated record. NCBI's taxonomy places the organism in Eukaryota, Metazoa, Mollusca, Gastropoda, Patellidae. The transcript is spliced from 5 exons. The coding region runs from base 1 to 1506 and encodes 501 amino acids.
AUGAACUGUCAACAGAGAUGUAAUGAGGGUUGUAUAAACAGUUACUGUAACAAAGAUUCUGGUGGCUGUAGAGACGGAUGUAGAUCAGGUUUUACUGAUACUAACUGUCAAUCAGCAUGUAUAGUUGCUAACUGUAUAGGUAACUGUGAUAGGAAUACAGGACAAUGUUCUAACUGUACACGGGGUUACUAUGGUACCAACUGUCAAUACAGCUGUAACAGUGGAUGUAUAGACAAAUAUUGUAAUAAAGAUAAUGGUACCUGUACACGAGGUUGUAUAAGUGGACGCUAUGGCCCAACUUGUGCAUCAACAUGUACUAAAACUAACUGUUUUGAAAACUGUGAACGGGAUACGGGAGAAUGUUCUGUCUGUAAACAUGGUUACCAUGGUACCAACUGUCAACAGUCCUGUAACAGUGGAUGUAAAGACAACUAUUGUAAUAAAGAUACUGGUGACUGUGCCUAUGGUUGUACUAACGGAACAUAUGGCCUCAAUUGUGCAUACAUAUGUGAAGUAACUAACUGUCUUGAUAAUUGUGGCCGGAAUACUGGACUGUGUAGUGCAUGUAAACAAGGAUUCUUUGGUCCAAACUGCCAAUUAACCUGCUCUGAUGAAUGCAUUGGGGGUUGUGAUAAUGUCACUGGUACUUGUACAAAAUGUAAACCGGAAAUAGUUGGACCAUAUUGUAACAUGUCAUGUGGAUCUGGGUGUGUCCAAAUCGACGCAAAGUUUACAAAAACCUGUUAUAGAAAUGGAACAUGUAAUACCUGUAUUGAAGGAAAACAUGGUGAUAGAUGUGAUCUGGAAUGUAGUACAGGAUGUGUGGCUGGAUGUCGAAGAAUCGAUGGAAGAUGCAGUAAUUGUAUCAAGGGUAAAAGUGGAUCGACAUGUAAUAGAAACUGUGGUACUUAUUGUACUGCCUGUCAACAAGAUGAUCCCAACGAUUGUUCAGAAUGUGUACCAGGGAAGACAAGAAAUAAUUGUGCUGAGGAUUGUCCUGCAGGUCUGUAUGGUAUGGGUUGUAAGAAUAAAUGCGGUAACUGUGCUAACAAUACACCAUGUGAUGUUGUUACUGGAGAAUGCGGAACAGUUGGAUGUUUACCAGAUUUUACAGGAACAACAUGUCAACAACUAAAGACAAAAGAUGAAGGAGUAAGCCCCGCCGUUGGUGGUGUUAUUGGUGCUUUGUUUGGGAUAGUUGUAACCACUGCUGUUUGUAUUGUAGGAUUCAUCGUCUAUAUCAAAAGAAAAUAUCGAGCGGCGCAAUCGCCAACAGAAGCAGGUUCAUACCAAAUGAACAGUCGUCCUCAUGCAAGAAAAAAGUCAAAAAAAUCACAAAAUCAUCCUUACAAUUCAGCAAAACAUGGAAUACGUAAAGACGAUCAGUCAUAUGCAAACUUGAAUAUAGCGUCAACUUCAAACCAACCACGAGAUGAGACAUAUGUUAAUUCGGAGUCUGCUCGAAAGAAAGAGGAAAAUCCAUACGUUAAUCUACGUCAUGUCUGAUAAAAAAUAAUCUGAUGUGUAGAAUUAUCCCCCUUUAUUUUGAUAUUACAUUUUGCUCUUUAUGUAAUAAUAUCAUUGUAUU